AUGACCUUGGACACAGAACCCAUGGAAGAACCCGAUAUUGACGUGGUGGGAGACGAAAACAAGGACGCCAGAAAGCAACAUCUCUUGUCUUCACCUGUGGCGGAGGCAAAGAACGGGUUGGCGUUUCACUCGGGCGCUGCGUCAAAGCGGCGAGACGGGGAGAAGGAGAAAGACAGCACAACGCCAACGUGUCCUUCUGGCACGGGUAAAAGCACCCCUGCCGUGAAGCCACCUUAUUCCUACAUUGCCUUAAUCACCAUGGCCAUCCUCCAAAGCCCGAAGAAACGUCUCACCCUGGGCGAAAUAUGCGACUUCAUCAGCAACCGAUUCGCUUACUACAGAGACAAGUUCCCCGCCUGGCAGAACUCUAUCCGGCACAACCUGUCGCUCAACGACUGUUUCAUCAAAAUGCCACGAGAGCCUGGCAACCCGGGGAAAGGCAACUAUUGGACGUUGGACCCCAAUUCCUCCGACAUGUUCGAGAACGGGAGCUUUCUGCGUCGGAGGAAGCGAUUCAAGCGGCAGCAGUCCAGAUUCGCCAUGCUUAAGGAUCAAUCACUGGAAUGCAGCGGGAUGCCCAUUUUCAGCUAUGGCACUUACGGACCGACUGCAGCGUGUCUCCAACUCCCCGGUCUGGAUCUAUAUCCUCUCACCUUCCAGCACUAUUCAAACUCGCCCUGCGCGCCCACGAUCCCACCUGUUAGCACCAUCUUACCGGCUCUGUCGACCCUUUUCUCCCGGACCUCCUUUGGUACAAAGGCCUUUCUCCCUGCCCAGACCCUCGCCCUAGAGUCCCUCACCACGGCCCGCUGCACCUUCUCCUCCACGUUACUUCCAAAUUCUCCAUUCGUGUCCGCCGCGGCUCUCCAUCCUGCGGCGUCUCCGCAGCUUCUCAGCACACAUCCGGAGCGCCAGCGUCUACGAACUCCGCGCAACAACUCCAAUCGGGCCGUUGAACUCCAGCAGCACUUGAGCGACAAUAACUAA
Megalops cyprinoides (Indo-Pacific tarpon) is the source of this 987-nucleotide messenger RNA. RefSeq names its product forkhead box transcription factor. The record is from RefSeq and is a predicted model, not a curated record. Gene Ontology annotation, molecular function: RNA polymerase II cis-regulatory region sequence-specific DNA binding; DNA-binding transcription factor activity, RNA polymerase II-specific. Gene Ontology annotation, biological process: anatomical structure morphogenesis; cell differentiation; regulation of transcription by RNA polymerase II. NCBI's taxonomy places the organism in Eukaryota, Metazoa, Chordata, Actinopteri, Elopiformes, Megalopidae.